AUAUCCUUUUCGAAUUUCAGGAGCAGCAUUUCUUGCUAUUACAACCAUCUAUGCUGAAAGUGGGUCAGGUUUUGUAGUACCAAGUGCUUCUGCAAAAGCAGGAGUGGAAGCCAUGAGCAAGUCUCUUGCAGCAGAAUGGGGUAGAUAUGGACUGCGAUUUAAUGUGAUUCAACCAGGGCCUAUAAAAACAAAAGGUGCCUUUAGUCGUCUUGACCCAACCGGAACAUUUGAGAAAGAAGUGAUUGCUAGAAUUCCUUGUGGUCGGCUAGGAACUGUGGAAGAACUUGCAAAUCUUGCUGCUUUCCUUUGUAGUGAUUAUGCUUCUUGGAUUAAUGGGGCAGUCAUUAGAUUUGAUGGUGGAGAGGAAGUAUUUAUUUCAGGGGAAUUCAACAGUCUGAGGAAGGUUACCAAGGAGCAGUGGGACAUAAUGGAAGGACUCAUCAGGAAGACAAAAGGCUCCUAAGACCACUCUGGCCUUCAUCUUGGUUACAAUGGAAAUGAUACAAUCUAUGAUCUUUUGAAUUAUUUUCAAGUCUAAUAAAUUGUUAAUUAACAAACA
Leptonychotes weddellii (Weddell seal) is the source of this 559-nucleotide messenger RNA. Lineage: Eukaryota; Metazoa; Chordata; Mammalia; Carnivora; Phocidae. The record is from RefSeq and is a predicted model, not a curated record.